AUGAAAACAAACCGACUAAGGCCUGCCUUUUUACCACGAAGUGCAAGAUAUUUUAACACCUCACUGAUUAAAUCAAAAAUAGAUAUAUUGGAAAACUAUGCAAAAAAGAAUCAGUUGCACAAACUAAGAAUGGACGAUUUAUUUGAAGUUUUUAAAUUAUCUAAGACAGAAGAGGACUACAAAUUGUCUUUGCAUUUAUUAAACAUCUAUUACAAUUUUGGGAGAAACUUAAAUACUCAGCAAGAUGUUAAUAUGUUUUUUAUUUUCAUUUUGAGGACUAAUCAACUUAACGAAGCAAAAGAUCUUUUAAAAUAUUUUAAUGGAUGGUUAUUGUGUCCCCCUUCUAACAAAUAUAUUUUAUUAUGUAUGGAAGAGUUUUUAAACAAGAAAAAGUUCUAUGAUGUUAGAGAAAUUUUUUCUUUUAUUAGGCAGAAUAAUCAAAUCAAAUUAGAGAGCUCUUUUUACGCUAUAACAAUAAAGUCCAUGCUCUUGCUGAAAAAUAAUUCUAUUGAAGAGUCUAUGAUAAUAUAUGAUGAUUCGUACAAUAUGUCUAUUUAUCUAACAAACGAAGUUCACAAUUUGCUACUAGAACAUAAUUUAUAUUAUUACCACAACGCGAAGAAGGACGAACGAGAGAACUCAAACUUAUUGGAUUCUUACGAAGGAAAUAUACAACGCAUAAUUAUACGACUAAUAAAUGAAUUAAUUAAAAAUAGGACUUCUGUGAAAUUAUCUUCCAAAAGUUUGACUUUAUUUGCAUGGGCAAAUAUUUACUUUGAUUUAAAAAAAAUUCUUUCGAAAUCAAAUCAUUCCCUAAUGGAUGUUGAGGAAUGCAAUAAUUGGUUGGAUAUUUUAAAAUUAUCUUGCUUGUACAACCAAAUACCUGAAUGUCACUGCAGCCCAUUUUCAGUAGAAUUUAAAAAUGUGUUAAAAAAUAUGAAGGAUAAUAAAGAUGCUGUUACCGCGCUGGAAUACAUUAAUAUUUACUUUAAAGAAGAAUAA
Plasmodium malariae is the source of this 1002-nucleotide messenger RNA. RefSeq names its product conserved Plasmodium protein, unknown function. Lineage: Eukaryota; Apicomplexa; Aconoidasida; Haemosporida; Plasmodiidae. The record is from RefSeq and is a predicted model, not a curated record. The coding region runs from base 1 to 1002 and encodes 333 amino acids. The transcript is spliced from 12 exons.